AUGUCUCUGUUCCGCGCCAGCUUCCCUCCUCAGGGCGAUUUCGCUCCUCUCUUCCGACUUCUGGAUGACUAUGACUCCCACCGCUCCACUCGCCAGCAGCCCUCGCUGCGCUCUUUCUCUCCCCGCUUUGAUGUUCGCGAGAGCGGUGAUGCCUACCACCUGGACGGCGAGCUCCCCGGCAUCGCCCAGAAGGAUAUUGACAUCGAGUUCGCGGACCCUCAGACCCUGGUUGUGAAAGGCCGCACCGAGCGUGAAUAUCACACUGAGCCCAAGGACGAAGGCGAUGCGGCCGAGGCCGACAACGACAAGACGCCCACUGCCACCCACCGCUUCUGGGCUUCGGAGCGCUCGAUCGGCGAAUUCCAGCGCACUUUCUCGUUCCCCACCCGUGUCGACCAGGACGCUGUCAAGGCCAGCCUCAAGAAUGGCAUCCUGUCCGUCGUCAUUCCCAAGGCCACUGCCACCUCCGCCAAGAAGAUCACCAUCGAGUAG
Penicillium argentinense is the source of this 492-nucleotide messenger RNA. Its product is annotated as Hsp20/alpha crystallin family protein. The transcript has a single exon. Bases 1 to 492 code for a protein of 163 amino acids. The record is from RefSeq and is a predicted model, not a curated record. NCBI's taxonomy places the organism in Eukaryota, Fungi, Ascomycota, Eurotiomycetes, Eurotiales, Aspergillaceae. Gene Ontology annotation, biological process: response to salt stress; protein folding; response to heat.